Messenger RNA from Marasmius oreades (fairy-ring Marasmius), 2622 nucleotides. RefSeq lists its product as uncharacterized. The transcript has 2 exons. The coding region runs from base 1 to 2622 and encodes 873 amino acids. Gene Ontology annotation, biological process: protein dephosphorylation. Lineage: Eukaryota; Fungi; Basidiomycota; Agaricomycetes; Agaricales; Marasmiaceae. Gene Ontology annotation, molecular function: protein tyrosine phosphatase activity. The record is from RefSeq and is a predicted model, not a curated record.
AUGGCUACCAUCUCCAAGCGUCGCGGUUUUAUCGGUCUUGUGGGCGACCACAUCGACGCUCUCGCGGCAACUGCUUCAAAAACCUCCCGUCUCGAUGCACACAUUUUAGACGCACACUCACCUUUUCAUAUCACACUUUUUACCAAAGACGAGCUUCGCAGUCGAAACAUACCCGAAAUCUCUCUCCUAGUCAACAGGUCUGUCGAUGCCUCUCGAAUCUUUCUCGCUGGAGUCGGUGCAAGUCCACGAAAAGGAGUGUAUUUUGGGGUUGUGAUAUGGGCGGAAGGACAACAACUUAGAAAACGUUUGGGAUUUGGUCCGAAGCAUUUCCAUAUCACAUUGACAACCCACAACGACCACGAAAUAGAUAAAGGGAUUGAUUCGCUGAUAUCUGGUCAGUUUCCGGAGGAACCGUCGAUGGAGUUUUUGGAUCAUCUCGCGUUCACGCUGCAUCUAUUUGCUCAGUACGAGAAGUCGAAGCUAUACGCCGUUAGGCUCGUACGCAAUGCUCCAGGUUCAGAUCGAGGUUUUCUUCGACUUGCCGACGCCGCAUAUUCGAAUGGACAGUACAAACUGGCUCUUUUGUCGUACGCAUGUGCUUAUGAUCGUUCCGAAGGCUCACAAGUUUAUUCGUAUUGCAUCAAACGACUCAUCGCGUGUUCCAAACACACGGAGUGGGGAUGUAUCUUCCAAGAAGCCGAGAUGAAUCAACUUGAGGCUGACAUCGUACCCCUAUUGACCGUACCUUGGGCUGAAAAUCUUCGUUCUCACCUAUCCUCCAAUACACCAGCACCAACACUUUCACUGGAGUCCCGAGAUCGCUUCUACUUCCCACGGAGUUCACCAAAGUUGACAUUCCACAAACUUCCUCGAUUCUUCCGCUGGAUGAUUCCAUAUCAUUUGGCUGUCAUGUCGACUCCGCGCAACGAAGAAGAUAUCACUCUCCUCGCUGCUAUCGGAAUUCGACACGUUUUGACCUUGACAGAGGAAACACCUCUACCCCAGACAUGGUUCGCCAACAACCCAACAAUCACGAAUACGUUCCUCCCCGUGCGAAACUACCAUCCUCCCUCUAUAGAGCAAAUGGAUAUCGUCAUGCGCCUCAUGCAAGAGGAAUCGAACCUUCCCCUCCUCGUUCACUGCGGUGGUGGUAAAGGCCGUGCCGGAACCGUUAUCGCUUGCUACAUCGCAGCCUUUGGUUUCAAUAAGCCCAAACCCGGUCACGUUCAGGCCCAUCCAGAAAUUUCUGCAGGCGAAGCGAUUGAAACGAUUAGAAAACUUCGACCUGGGAGUAUAGAAACCUCUCAGCAGGAAGACUUUGUGGCGAAAUGGUGCAAGACUAUAUGGAAACGACAGUCAGUCUAUCCACCAGAGGUGGAUUUAGAGCCGCCUCCGUGCCCUGUAGAGAUUGAGGGACAGUUGGAUACGAAGAAUGCUGAUAUGUUCAUGUUGGUUGGGCUGCCGGGGGCAGGCAAAUCGUGGCUAUCUCGGUCUCUACUUGUUAGGGAUCCCCAAAGUUGGAUACGGAUUUCUCAAGACGAUAGCGGUAGUAGGGCCUCUUGUGAAACCCAGAUCGGUUACACGCCCAAGUCCGGCCAAAGGGUCAUCGUGGACAGAUGUAACACAUCCUUGGCAGAUCGCAAACAAUGGCUGUCGCUCGCGUCGAAUUGGUGCAAACACCCCGUUUGUGUUCUGUUCGAUUAUGAUAGAAGAAUCUGUGAGGCGAGAGCGCAGAGAAGGGUUGGGCAUCCUACGUUGACACCUGGUUCUCGUGUUAGGAAUGCGGUGGAGCAGAUGCACAAGACGUUUGUGAGGCCAAUGUUGGGCGAGGGAUUCAAGGCUGUUGUGGUCGUGAAAUCGUUCGAAGCCGCAAAAGAGCUUGUUGGGAGGCUAGUACCGCCGGUGAAUAUAUACAAGUUCCCAAGGACAGAGCAUAUCAUAAAUCUCGGUGCCGCAACAGAGGACGACUUGAUUUCUGCUACGAAUUCGAUGGCUAUCCUACCCAAAGCAGACGAGAAGACACGCAUCGUGAUUACAGAGAAGGUCGAUGGGGCGAAUAUGGGUUUCUCAUUAUCCUCUUCUUCUCAGAUCGUAGUCCAGAACCGCUCUCACUACGUCAACUCAUCCACACACGAACAGUUCAAAAAGCUUGGGUUCUGGGUUGACAAACACCGAGAGGCACUGUUCCGCAUUCUUAAUCGAGACGAAGACUAUCCUGAACGAUACGUUCUUUUCGGGGAAUGGCUUUAUGCGACACAUUCGAUCCCGUACACCGAUCUUCCGGAUUUAUUUAUGGCGUUCGAUAUGUACGAUAGGUCUACCGAUACCUUUGUUGAUCGUCCGACAUUGCUGGGAUUAUUGGAUGGAACGGGUAUUCGGGUGGUUCCUGUGAUGUACGAUGGGAAUGCAACACCAUCUAUGGAAGAGUUGAAGAGGAUGGUACAAAGACGAUCCAAUUUCUGGGAUGGGCGUGUGGAAGGCGUGUAUGUGAAAUUCGAGAGAGGCGGAAAGGUGGUCGGGAGGGGCAAAGUGGUCAGAGGGGAUUUUAUCGCUGGAAAUGAGCAUUGGGCGAGGGGACCGUUGAGGAGGAAUGGGUUGGAUAAACACGACGAGUUCAGGUAG